This is a messenger RNA of Stylonychia lemnae, 2958 nucleotides long. The record is from the annotation of a GenBank genome assembly. NCBI's taxonomy places the organism in Eukaryota, Ciliophora, Spirotrichea, Sporadotrichida, Oxytrichidae.
AUGAGGAUUAAAGAUAGAUUCAAACAAUAAGCACUCCAUUGCCCGAACAACCAUAGAGAAACUUAGAGUCUAAAAAUCUAAGAGGAUGACACUGGAAAAUCUACUGUGAAAUAAAUAAUCCUCAAAUUGCAAAUCUUGUUCUAAAAAGAAAUCAGAUAAGAUCGGAAAUAGAGAAUAUUAGCUAUUAUCUCACCAGAUAACGAAGUUUUGUUUGAGCUGGCAAUUUUCACAAUGAACCGAAUCGUUGUUUUCAGGAACGAGAGACAUCAUUUGAAAAACUAUCUCUUCAAUGGCUUUAUCAAAGACUUCCAAACAUGCGUCUCUAAUUAAAUUGAUGCAGGGAAUUAGGAGGAAGAAAAAUAGUAAAUUCACACUGCUUAAAAUAAAUCUGAAAGUACCCAGAAUCCAAUUAUCGACUUACAUGAAUUGAUGAAGUCCAAUGAUGAUGAAUUCAUGUUUAUACAUAGUCUUUAUGAAUUAGCUAAGUUUGAUCCUUUAAAGCAUUGCUACCACAAAUCUACUGUUAUGCUUGCACCUAAAAAACAGAGAGAUAGAAAGGUUUUAAUAUGUCAUGACAUAAUGGAUGGCUUGCUUGAGGAAAAAUAUUCGCAAGGAUUACUCUCGCAUCACAAAUUCAAUCAUUGGUAGUACAUCGAUGUUUUUGUAUUCUUUGGUCACUACACAGUGACUAUCCCUCCUCCAGCUUACACAGAUAUAGCUCAUUAGCAUGGAGUUAAGAUGCUAGGCACUCUCAUAUUUGAAUGGGACGAAGGAGGAAAAGAAGCCAAGCUUAUGCUUGAUGGAAAGAUUUCUAUGUUCUACGAUGAAAACGAGUAGGACAUGAAAUUUAGAAAAGACGCUCCAGAUGGCAACCAGUUUUAUGCAAGAAAACUCGUUGAAAUAGCUAAGUGCUUUGGGUUUGACGGCUAUCUGAUGAACUUUGAGUGUGAAGUCAAGGAGGUUGAAACCUUGCUAACCUGGCUAGAAUUUCUGACCACAGAGAUUCACAAGGAGAUCCCAGGAUCUCUGAUUAUUUGGUAUGAUAGUGUGAUCCACAGUGGCGAGUUAAAGUGGCAGAAGAGACUUAACGAGCUAAACUAUAAGUUCUUCUUGGUGACUGACGGGUUCUUCACUGACUAUAAAUGGAGCACUGACUUUCUCAAGGAUAACGUAGACAAUUUCAACUUGUAUGUGAAAAGUCAAAACCCCAAUCUCAACACAUACGAUAUCUAUGUGGGUAACGAUGUUUACGGUAGAGGAACAUAUGGUGGAGGUUAGCAUAAUAUACAUGUAGCCAUAGACGAGAUACAUAAGCAUGAUACCUCAAUAGCAAUAUUUGGCUAGGCCUUUUGGUAUCAGAGAUUUGAUGGCUACACCAAUCCAAGAAUAUUUAACCUAAACGAAGAUAUAUUUUGGAAGGGAAGGAAUUUAGUGCAAUUUGCUGACUCAACAGGUAGAUUGUUUCCGUAGGGUCAAUAGAUUAGCAAGGAGAGAAUGCUCAAAGAGUGGAAUAUGGAAGUUGGGGACAAAGCGUGGGCUGUCCAUCAGAAUCCUAUUUCCCUUCAGUUUUCAACAAUUGCUUCUCAUAAACCUUGCGAAAAGAAGUUUAAUUUUACAAUUUCAGAGCUAAUUGAUUCUAAGAUAAUUGAGGAUAUAUCAGAGCUAAAUGGAAUCGUAUUUUUAUCUAAAGUGACAGGAACAAAACCUAACACAACUGAUCCUUACAGAUACAAUAUUACUCUAUAUGAUAAAGAUAUGAAUAUCAUCCAGCAACUAGCAUCUAAUUCAACCAUGGAUGAAGGAUUCACUCCCUGUAAAGAACAUGCUCUUCCUAUUUAGAUCUUUGAACAAAUUUUCCUUAGUAAAGACAUUAAGGACACCUUAGUAUCAAUUGAGAUAGUUGAGGUUGGAAUGGAUGCUGAGGUAUGGGCAGGGCAUUACGGAGCUCAAUUUUCCGAUGAAAGACUCUAUCUUGAUAUCAGCAAAGCAAAUGCUACUGCUUGCAAUAAUACAAGCCUUCAUGAUAGAUUUCAGAGCAGAGGGCUGGAAUUUGAAGAUAUUUGCACUUAUUUCAACAUAGGCCACGGGAAUGCUUACUUUGUUGAUGGAAUUGAAGUAACCAAGGGUAAUUACUCUCACCAUUGUGAAUAUGACAUCGUAUUGCUUAAAAGUAUCAACUAAAACAUCCAGUCUAAGCUAGGCCAGGAUAUAUUGUCAUAGAUUACAUUAGAUGGACCUCAUUUCAAUGGUGGCUCUUGCCUCUAGAUUUUAGGCCAACUAGCUGACAAAAAUGACGAGGUGUAUAUACCUCUAUAGGAUAUCUGUCUGAGACAUAACCCAUUAAUAGAGCUCUAUGAUAUCAAAAUAGCCUUCAAAUUUGACUAUCCUAAGUUCAAGACUGGCUGCAUUGCAAUGGUGCUUUAAUAUGAAAAUUCAGAAGACGAGGAAGAGAUUGAAAUAUUUAACUUGGAAAUUAAAAGUGCAUAGCUGAUUUACACUUAAAAUUCUUGGGCUAUUUACGAGGAAAGAAUGAAAACUUUUAACAAGACAUUAAAAUCAAUAGGCAUCAAAAUUGCCUAGACAAAUAUGACUCAGAUAGACUUCAGAUUAGGAAUGGUUGCUGUAGUUCCUUCAGUAUUGAUAGAGCCAGAUAAGAUAUAGCUUAGCAUCAAAGAAGGAUAUCCUGUCAUUCACAGAAAUCUAGUCUCUGUUAAAAAGAAUAAAAAGUAUUAAGACAUUCACAUUGGAUGGGAUAUCAGUCCUUCUAACAUUCAAGUGUUUAUCAAGCACUAUAGAGUCUUCAGAAACGAAAAGUUCAUUGGAACAACAAAGCUAGAUGUAUACUUUGAUCCUUAAGUUGCUCUUGAUAAAGAUAAUUAACUAGAGUAUAAGAUUUAGGCUAUUUCCAAAAGAAAUGAGAUUAUUUCUGAGAUUAAGAUUCAGCCUGACACCAUCUGA